AUGUCCUCCUCUCUUAUUGUCCCAUCGUUCGAUGAUAUUCGUGAAGCUCAAUCUCGUCUGCGUGAUAUAGUUAUUUGUAGUCCACUUCUUAAACUUAACUAUGAAAUUCCUGGAAUGGAAAUUUAUUUGAAAUGUGAACAAUUUCAAGUGACAUCAUCAUUUAAAAUCCGUGGUGCUGCCAAUAUCGUAAAGAUUCUAUCAAUAAAAGAGAAAGAAAAUGGAAUUGUUACAGCUUCAUCUGGUAAUAUGGCACAAGGUCUAGCUUGGAUAGCCAAAGAGGAAAAUGUUAAAUGUCGAAUAUUGGUACCUGACAGAACAAAUCAAGUCAAACUAAAGGCAAUUGAACGACUCGGUGGCGAGAUUACUAAGUGUACUUUCGAUGAAUGGUUUCAAGUAAUUGUAACUGGUCAAUGUCCAAUGUUAGAUGGAUAUUUCAUUCAUCCGGUACGCAAUCAAUAUGUAAUGGCUGGACAUGGGACCAUUGCUUUAGAAAUAUUAGAUCAAUUACCUGACUGUGAUGCUAUACUUGUUCCAUAUGGUGGCGGUGGUUUGAUAACUGGCAUUGUAUCUGCAGUUAAACAUUUAAAACAAUCUAUUGAUAUUUUUGCUUCUGAAAUCGAGACUGCAGCACCUCUCUCUGCUGCUUUAAAUGCCGGGGAAAUCGUCAAAAUUCCGGUAAAACAUUCCUGGAUUGAUGCUAUUGGUCAUUCAAAUAUCAUGAAAGAAAUGUGGCCAUUAGUCAAAGAUUCUAUUGAUGGUUCAAUUGUUGUUACAUUAAAAGAAACAUCCGAUGCAUUGAAAUUAUUAAUAGAACGAAAUCAUAUGAUAUGUGAAGGAGCAAGUGCAACUGCACUCGCCGGUGCAUUAUGGCAUUAUCCUAAUUUAUUAGAAUCUGGUAAAGCUGGACUAAGAAGAAAAUCAGGAAGCGAACCUAUUAAAGUGGUUGUCAUACUAUCUGGUGCAGGAAUCGAAAAUGAAACAAUUAUCAACUGUUUAAGCGAUACUUUGUAA
Molecule: messenger RNA, 1011 nt
Organism: Rotaria sordida
Lineage: Eukaryota; Metazoa; Rotifera; Eurotatoria; Philodinida; Philodinidae
Source: the annotation of a GenBank genome assembly